Molecule: messenger RNA, 1534 nt
Organism: Globicephala melas (long-finned pilot whale)
Lineage: Eukaryota; Metazoa; Chordata; Mammalia; Artiodactyla; Delphinidae
Gene: GTF2E2
Product: general transcription factor IIE subunit 2
Biological process (GO): transcription initiation at RNA polymerase II promoter
Cellular component (GO): transcription factor TFIIE complex
Molecular function (GO): TFIIH-class transcription factor complex binding
Source: RefSeq, a predicted model, not a curated record
GCGGAGCCCCGGCCUGUUGUUCCUCCGGGCCGCCUCCGCCCGGGAGCGAGCGGGCCUCCCACCCCGCGGGAGGCUGGGACAGCCGUUACCGGCGCGAAACGCUGAAACCUGCUAACAGCUUCUCGGGAGCAUCGUCUUUUAGGCCGGAGGUUCAUUGAGCAAAGUUUUGGGUUAGAAAGAGGGGAAAUUCACAUCGGAGAGCUGAUUGUGCCGCUUCCUGGCCCCCCAGCUUGCAUUAGCAGCUGCCGUAGGAACCAGCAUUAUGGAUCCAAGUCUCUUGAGAGAACGGGAGCUGUUCAAAAAACGAGCUCUUUCCACUCCUGUAGUAGAAAAACGUUCUGUAUCUUCUGAAUCAUCUUCAUCAUCAUCAAAGAAGAAGAAAGCGAAGCUAGAACAUGGAGGAUCAUCAGGCUCUAAACAAAAUUCUGAUCAUAACAAUGGAUCAUUUAACUUGAAAGCUCUAUCAGGAAGCUCUGGAUAUAAGUUUGGUGUUCUUGCUAAGAUUGUGAAUUACAUGAAGACACGGCAUCAGCGAGGAGAUACACAUCCUCUUACUUUAGAAGAAAUUUUGGAUGAAACACAACAUUUAGAUAUUGGACUCAAGCAGAAACAAUGGCUAAUGACUGAGGCAUUAGUCAAUAAUCCCAAAAUUGAAGUAAUAGAUGGAAAGUAUGCCUUCAAGCCCAAGUACAACUUGAAAGAUAAGAAGGCCCUACUUCGGCUUUUAGAUAAGCAUGACCAGCGAGGCUUAGGAGGAAUUCUUUUAGAAGACAUUGAGGAAGGACUGCCCAAUUCCCAGAAAGCUGUCAAGGCUUUAGGGGACCAGAUACUAUUUGUAAACCGUCCUGAUAAGAAGAAAAUUCUUUUCUUCAAUGAUAAGAGCUGUCAGUUUUCUGUGGAUGAAGAGUUUCAGAAACUGUGGAGGAGUGUCACUGUGGAUUCAAUGGAUGAGGAGAAAAUUGAGGAGUAUCUGAAGCGACAGGGUAUUUCUUCCAUGCAGGAAUCUGGACCAAAGAAAGUGGCUCCUAUUCAGAGAAGGAAAAAGCCAGCUUCACAGAAAAAGCGACGGUUUAAAACUCACAAUGAGCACUUGGCCGGGGUGCUGAAGGACUACUCUGACAUCACUCCUGGCAAGUAGUGGACAGUUUUGUCUGAGAGCAAAGAGUUACAAAGUCAAGAUCUUCCUUGUUGACGCUGGGAUCUGAAGACUGACCGUCUUCCCAUUCUACUUCUUAGGACCGAGGACAGGAGCAGUUCAGUUUACAGAACUAGUGCAAAUUACCAAACUUGAAGCUUAUUUUCAUUAAUGGGCUAAUGAGAAAUGUUAUGUCCCCUGUUAACCUCCUUCUUGGGGGAAAGGCGCUCAGCAUGGCAUACAGGUGACUUUGCUAUUUAUCUCUACUUCUAAGUGGUUCCUGGUUCCAUUUUCCUUUUCAUUACCUUAGAACAGGUUUGCCGAUAGUCUUGAAUGCAGUAUUUGUUUAUUCCAAAAGAGCAUAUUUAUAAUAAAAUCGUUGUAGAAGGAGCUCUGAGA